AUCUUGGUACGGCUUCACCGUGCUUGAGACACCUGUUGCACUUGUGGCGUUAACAAGCGUGCUGCAUCUUACCAAUUCUCAAGAUCGUCAAUUUCGAAAAACCGGCACUUCACCGACCGCUGCAAUGCACCCCCACCAGCACCUCUCUAGAUAAGGGGUUUGCGCUGACCUCUACCCCAUCCACUAUGGACGAUGUACCGCAUGGGCUGUUGACAGCUCCAGGUGUGGCGCGCGCGACAGUCGGAACGAGCGCCAUGGAGGAUGCCGCGAUGCGGGAGCUCGACAGCCUCAGUCUGAAGGAAAUUCUGGAUGAAGACUCUCGGCCUACCUUCAUUAUCGACCUUGAUCUGGACUUUUUCAAUGAGAUCACCGCCAUUCGACCAGUCUUUUGUAAUGCCGCGCUGAAUUUGCACAGUCGGCUGCUGGACAGUAUUAUGGAGGCGCCAGAGGAAUGUAUCAACAAGGACCCCGCCGCAGCGACAUAUGACGAAUUUCGAAUCUGGGCAACAGGUAUCAGCAGGUUCAAUAACUCGAAAGAUAUCUUUCCCCUCACUAUCCUCUAUCAAGGCUUGCUCUGGACUGGCUCCACUAUUCGCAAAAGGUGGCGAAUAAUAUCUGGCAACGCCUUGUACCGUGCAUCCGAUAUUCCCAAGAAUGGGCUGUCUGCUGCCUUAUCGUUGCAACCGAGUAUUACCAAGCGUGAUUCUGAGGCUGCGAAGGCCUGCAAAGCCUCGACGCCUGUUGCCUUAGCACCUGAGAUUACAGCAUCUGCACCUCCGGCUCGUCCAGCAUAUCAGGAAUCUGACACGGCACCAGCGGCUGCAUCCAAGCCAUUCAGCAAAAUCACCAGUUCCAAAUCUUCGGGUAUCAAUUCGUCCGUAGCGAUACCGACACGAGACGAUGUUGUCCCUGACUACACGGUCGCCCGUCUGAAAGGCCCACUUACGGACCCACAUAUCUUGUUCAUCAGGAGUAUCGAUUGGGCAAGCACCUCCCUCGGCCAUAUGGACACAUGGUCACCGCAACUCCGAGAGGUCAUCAAUAUACUAAUUCGCAAUCCAUUUCCCACUGCAUUAUUCUGGGGUGAAGAACUCACAGUCAUCUACAAUGAGGCUUACAAGGUUGAAGUUGCUGGUAGCAAACAUCCCGAACUCAUGGGUACCGGAUUAUCAGGCCCAUUCUCUGAAAUCUGGGAUGGCAUCGCGCCUGUGUUCAAGAAGUGCGCUGCUACUGGAGAGGCAAUACAGCGAAAGAACGAAUCAUUACCGCUCGAUCGGUUUGGAUACUUGGAGGAGGCCUUCUUUUCGUGGUGUAUCACACCCAUGUAUGGUGGAACUGACAAGAUCUUGGGUUUCUACAACAUACCAUUCGAAACCACCUAUCAGGUGGUCAGCACCAGAAGGAUGCACACGCUGCGGUUCCUUAGCGAACGCCUCAACGCAACACGCACUGUGAAGGAGUUCUGGAAACGCAUGCUAGAGGGACUUGAGCAUAAUCCUAUUGACGUUCCUUUUGCGUUAUUGUACUCGGUUGUCGACAACGAGGAUGCAGACACAGCUUCUCACUCCUCGGACAGCACCAUCUCUCUGAAAUCCUGCUUGUUGGAAGGCUCGAUUGGCAUACCUGAAGGGCAUCCCGCAUCCCCACGAAAGCUCGAUCUGAAACGCAGUCAAGAAGGCUUUAUUCCAGCAUUCAGAGAAGCUAUGCGGACUCGCGAACCCACGACGCUGCAGACAAGAGAUGGAACAUUGCCGGAAUCGUUACUCGAGGGGAUAUCGUGGAGAGGCUAUGGUGAUCCCUGUAAAGAGGCUAUCAUCUUCCCUGUCAGACCGACAAACGGCGAUCAGGUGUUUGCAUUCUUGCUCGUUGGUGUGCAGCCUCGAAGGGCCUAUGACGACGAAUACAAGGCUUUUGCAGCUCAGCUCAACAGGCAAUUGGCGACGUCUCUCGCUUCCGUCAUGCUCUUUGAGGAUGAGAUGAAGCGAAACAGGAAUGCAGCUGAACUCGCUCGGGUCCAGCAAGAGCAACUCAGUCGAGAGCUGGCGAUGCAGAACAGCCGCAUGCGGCGUAUGACUGAGCUUUCUCCGCUGGGAAUGUACCUAUUCGACCCAGAAGGCAUGCUUCUUGAAGGCAACGAAAGAUACUUUGCGAUGACUGGACACGUAAAAGAAGACUACAAGGAGUUGUCAUUCCUGGAUCUGGUGGCGGAAGAAAGCGUAGGGGCAUGCAAGGAGAUGUGGCAGGAUCUUCAAAGGACUAAGAAAGCUUGUGUACGUGAGCUAAGACUGUGCAAUCCGCACGUACAGCCUCGAGAUCUUAGUGGCAACCGCAUCGAGUAUUGGGUACUGGCCAGCUCUUCUCCUGAGAUAGGCCCUGACGGCGAGAUCCUUGGCAUCAUGGGAUCCAUCGCCGAUAUAUCACAGAUCAAGUGGGCACAAGGCCUCCAGGAAAUCAGGAUACGAGAAGCCGAAGAGACGAAACGGCAACAGAAUGAGUUCAUCGAUAUCACAUCACAUGAGAUGCGAAAUCCUCUCUCUGCCGUUCUCAUCUGCUCAGAUGACAUUCGAGACACUCUUACUCAACACAACUUCGGCGAAGCGGAUCAAGGAGUCGUAGCUGACUGUAUUGAGGCAGCUAACAACAUCGCGUUGUGCGUGCAACAUCAGAAGUCUAUCGUGGACGACAUAUUGACUGUCUCAAAACUGGACUCUAACCUGCUGCUCAUCACACCAGUACCCGCGCAACCAAUUGCCGUUGUGGAGCGCGCCAUGAACAUGUUCAAACCAGAAGUUCAGGCCAAGAGCAUCGAUUUCACCUUCCACCCCGACCCUUCACUGACGGACCUACGUGUCGAUUGGGUCUUAUUGGAUCCCAGUCGAUUGCUUCAGAUCACAGUCAAUCUUAUCACCAAUGCUAUCAAGUUCACUCAGGCUGAACAGCAGCGGGCGAUAUCGGUGCACGUCAGUGCAACUUCAGCUGAGCCCGACACCUACGGGAAGGGUUUCCAGUUCGUACCAACAAGAGGAGUGCCUCUCCUCAAUGUAACAACAGGCGAAGACUGGGGUUCUGGCGAGCUGCUCUACUUGCGAGUCGAGGUACAAGACACGGGAUGCGGACUAACACCUGAAGAGAAGGACCUACUAUUCGAACGCUUUUCGCAAGCCUCACCACGCACGCACGCACACUACGGUGGUAGUGGCCUAGGCCUCUUCAUCUCGCGCCAACUCGCCGAACUACAUGGCGGUCAGAUUGGCGUGUCCUCUAAAGCAGGGGUGGGCAGCACCUUCGGUUUCUUCAUCCAGUGCAAACGCAUCAUCCCAUCGAGUCGACCAGGCUUGCACCGGACAAUAACAAGCCAAAGCACAGAUCACGCCGAGAAGAACCGCGAUCUUGCGGCAUCAGUAUCGGGUAUGGAUAUCAAGCCGCCUACACCUCAAGAGAUUUUGGCCGAAACACCAGGAACCGUUACACCAAAAUCUGCACCAGCCGGAACAGGGCCUCUUCACAUCCUCGUCGUGGAAGACAACAUCGUCAACCAGAAAGUUCUGGCGAAGCAACUCCGAAAAGCCGGUUGCGUCGUCUCGACCGCCGACAAUGGACUCUUCGCGCUCACCGAACUGAAGAAGACCGCUUAUUACACCCGGGACGGUGUGCCUCUUUCUAUCAUCCUCAUGGACUGGGAAAUGCCGGAGAUGAACGGCCUAGAGUGCGCACGAGAGAUUCGGCGCAUGCAGGCUGAGGGCGAAAUCCAAGGGCAUGUGCCCAUCAUUGCAGUCACGGCUAAUGUGCGCUGCGAACAGAUUGCGACGGCAAGGGAGAGCGGGAUGGACGAUGUUGUGAGUAAGCCGUUCAGGGUGCCGGAGUUGUUGGUCAAGGUUAAGGAUUUGUUGGAGAGCUUGGCGAUGGAGGAGCAAGAGGUAUGAGCACGUGUCUCCGAGGGAGAC
Messenger RNA from Macroventuria anomochaeta, 3944 nucleotides. RefSeq names its product aerobic respiration control sensor protein arcB. Gene Ontology annotation, biological process: phosphorylation; phosphorelay signal transduction system. NCBI's taxonomy places the organism in Eukaryota, Fungi, Ascomycota, Dothideomycetes, Pleosporales, Didymellaceae. The coding region runs from base 186 to 3923 and encodes 1245 amino acids. The record is from RefSeq and is a predicted model, not a curated record. Gene Ontology annotation, molecular function: phosphorelay sensor kinase activity. The transcript has 2 exons.